AAAUUGCGGCAAAACAAAAUGAUUAAUUUUAUAGGCAAAAGUUCGAAUCAUUCCGCAACAAUUGUAUCAAUUGAAUUUUCAAUAAGCACUCGUGUCGCGAGAGAGGAUCAAUAAUGUACAAGUUGUGAUCGAGUAUAGUUGCACUGAUCAAUAGAAUCUUGGAUUGUCGUUUAGGUUUCUAUAAUUAAAUUUCAGAUCUAUACCUUGGCCUGUAGUAGGUACCAUCACGUAUGGUACCGCACAAUUCAGUUUGUAGCAGGCCAGCUUUGUACCGGAUGGUAUAGCCAAAGAGUGAACGGUGCAUGAUUGAUUGUGAAAUAGUGUUUAGGUUAAAUUUUAUUCCUGUGAAAUUUUUAUCAAGUUUGUCAAUUUAUUAUUAUAAUAAUCAUGGACGAAGGAAUGAACAAUAGAAGAAGGCAAGGAAAAUCUGUUACACGACAGAUUAUUCUGGCAUUCAUGGCCAAUUUUUCGAACAUAGCACCAGGAAUGAGCAUAGGAUUUUCAGCAGUAGCUUUACCAGUCCUGAAAAAUCUAGAUAGUCAACAAACAUCUUGGUUUGCAAGUAUAGCAUCCUUGGCGACCCCUCUGGGUUGUCUAGUUUGUGGACCAAUAGCCGAUAGAUAUGGUAGAAGAUGUUCCAUAGCAGUGGUCAAUAUAACAGCUUUUCUUGGUUGGGUUAUCGUUGGUUCAGCAUUCUAUUUACAGCAACACCAAUACGAAGUUCUUUUGGUAGGAAGGUUCCUUACAGGACUAGCAACAGGAUUGUGCGGUACGCCAGCUGCCAUUUACAUGGCUGAAGUAGCCAGUUCGGAUCUCAGGAGCGUCUUUACUACUUGGGUUUCAUUGUUUUAUGCCAUUGGUAUAUUUUUGGUUUAUCUGUUGGGUCUUAUUUUGAAGGAUGAUUGGGGUACAAUAGCUCUAUUUGCAGCAGUAUGCCCCGUCAUAGGCAUUUUCUUCCUCAAAGCGUUCAUCCCGGAAUCACCUUCUUGGCUUGUAAGCAAGCAACGCAUAGAAGACGCCAAAAGGAGCGUGUGCAGACUUCACGGUACCAAAAACUUUACCGACGAAGUACUUUCGGAAGUUCAAGGGCUCAUCAACAACGGAGGUGGCGCAAAAAAAGAGAAACUGUAUCAAAAAACCAUUCCGCAACAGGUUAUGAAAAAGAUGAAAAUGCUGAUGAAAGGGAGUUUUUUGAAACCUUAUGCUUUGGUGCUUACGUUUUUCUUUUUCCAGCAAUUCACUGGGAUUUUUGCUAUAAUGUUUUACGCAAUCGAUAUAGUAAAAGGAGCAAAAAUUGAACUAGAUUCAUACGUUACUAUUGUCAUUAUAGCUUUGGUGCGCCUAAUUGCAAUGGUAUUGUUAAGUUUCUUUAGUAAAUAUUUCGGAAGAAGACCUCUGAGUUUAAUAUCUGGCUCAGGUAUUGCUGUUUCUAUGCUAGCUCUCGGUAGCUACAUUCUAGCCACCAAACAAGGCCUCAUAACCCCGGAACAAGAACAAUCUUUAUCCUUUGUUCCAUUAAUUUUGAUAAUGUUCUACUUCUUCAUUAGUACACUAGGGUUCUAUCCAAUCCCUUUUGCCCUGGCAUCAGAAAUAUAUCCUAGAAACAUCAGAGGCACCGCUUCGGGAAUCAGCGCAGGCUCCAAUUUUUUGCUGAAUUUUGUUAUUGUAAAACUAUAUCCGACAAUGGUGGAAAAUAUAGGUGCCCAUGGGGUAUUCUUCUUUUAUGGAAGCGUCGGUUUAGCAGGCACCUUUUUUGUUUUGUUCUGUUUGCCUGAAACAAGAGGUAAAUCUUUGGAAGAGAUACAAGCAAUGUUUGUAGGAAGAAAAGAGGCAAAAACUAUUCAGGAUAAAGAACAAGGCGUAUAUUGAGUUGCUGUUCAUGUGCUUAUUACCAAUUAAGACAUUUUUUACCUGUGAUUAAAGUGAUUUUAGUUUGUAUGAUGUUAAGUAAAACUAAUUACUAAUACUUAAUUUAUUAUAUAGGUAAUGUUCUAGAUAUUUUUUUAUAAUAGUAGUUUUUGUAUGUUUACAAUCCUAAAUAUUUUUUAGUUAACUUAUCGACUUUUGAGACUGUUCAAGAAAUAUAGGUACCUAUCUAAAAUUUUGUUAUUAUUGAUAGAAAAUGAAAAUUAAAUAAAUUCUAGUGAAAAGA
This is a messenger RNA of Ceutorhynchus assimilis (cabbage seed weevil), 2152 nucleotides long. The record is from the annotation of a GenBank genome assembly. NCBI's taxonomy places the organism in Eukaryota, Metazoa, Arthropoda, Insecta, Coleoptera, Curculionidae.